Molecule: messenger RNA, 957 nt
Organism: Notolabrus celidotus (New Zealand spotty)
Lineage: Eukaryota; Metazoa; Chordata; Actinopteri; Labriformes; Labridae
Gene: mfap5
Product: microfibril associated protein 5
Exons: 7
Coding region: 147-533 (128 amino acids)
Biological process (GO): embryonic eye morphogenesis
Cellular component (GO): microfibril
Source: RefSeq, a predicted model, not a curated record
GGAGGACAGGGGGAGGAGGAGGAGGAGCAGGGAGAAGGAGAGGGAAGGAGGAGAAAGAAGAGAAGACAAAAGAUUCAUAAAACUAAAGCAGUUGUGGACGACAGCAAAAGUUCUCGUAAAGUUUUUACCCCUCACAAGUUGAAGGAAUGGGCAGCUUUCCAGUGGUCCUGCUCCUCUGCAGUUUCCACGCACUCACAGCUGUAGCCCAAUUCCAGCAGACUGAGAUCACUCCGGCACCUGCAGCCACCUUACCGCCAAACUGCAGAGAGGAGAUGUAUCCUUGCACCAGGAUGUACUCGGUUCACCGGCCUCUCAAGAGAUGUAUCGGUGGUCUUUGUAUCUACAGCCUUCCUCGUGUCUACGUGAUCAACAAUGAGAUCUGUAUGAGGACAGUCUGCGCACAGGAUGAGUACCUGAAAGCCGAGCUCUGCAGAGAGUUGUCCGGCUGGCCCAGGCGCGUCGAGAGGUCAACUUAUAUGAAACGUUGUCGCAAUCGCCGUAGCAACCCCAAAACCUGGGCAAACAAGGCCUAAACAGCACCCAGGCUGGCGUAUUCAGUGCCGGUUAGGAUGGAGCCCCCCCCAUAGAGACGCACAGCAGGAACGUUGUUAUAAAGGCAACCCGUAACACCAUAAAUCCACAACUCUACAGCUGGGGGUCUCCUCCUGUCUCUUAACAUAUACACAUACGUGUGCUGAGUCAUAUCUAUGUUCAUGUUAUAGUCUCCUGUGUGUAAGUUCUGAAGGUUUGCUCAUUUCAGCUGUGUUGUUGGACACAGAUCAUGUCUUACAUGGUUUACGACCCAUUUAAAGUACUGUAGUAAUGGGCCUAUAGCAGCACUGAGUCAUUUCAUUGUACAAAGAAAGACCCACUCUCUCCUGGAUUGUAAGGUACUCGUUGACGGUCCAGUAUUAUGUGCACUAUUGUAACCAAAUAUAAACGUAUUCACACACCUAA